UGAACACGAGGUGCCUUCCACCUCAGGGUUCCAGACCCUCCGCACAUUUGCAAAGCUUGGGUGGCACCGUCCGAGCCCAACGCCAAUGCGCAAACCAAGAAUUGUCUCCCUGGCAACCAGGCUCCGGCGGCUACCCAACCGCGGGUUUCCGCCAGCCGCUUCUGCGCACGCGCAAGACCUCCUCCUUCACUCCCUCCCUCCCACCUCUCUCCUCCCCGCCCCUUCCGUGUCUCCCGGACGCGUUUCUCACGGACUUGGCCCGCGGAACGUUCCGUAGCCGGAGGUGUGACUUACCCGGAAAUGUAUAAGGAGCUUCGGUUGCGAUUGGUUCACACCUCGCGCUCCCGGAAGUGGGUGGGCGUGGCGCCAAGGCUGAAGCGGGAAGUGUGCCGUACGGCCCCGGGGAAGCCGAGGGUCGGCAUGCCUCGUUACGCGCAGCUGGUCAUGGGCCCCGCCGGCAGCGGGAAGAGCACUUACUGUGCCACCAUGGUCCAGCACUGUGAAGCCCUUAACCGGUCCGUCCAGGUUGUCAACCUAGAUCCGGCAGCCGAACACUUCAGCUACCCAGUGAUGGCUGACAUUCGGGAACUGAUUGAGGUGGACGAUGUGAUGGAGGAUGAUUCUUUGCGGUUCGGUCCCAAUGGAGGGCUGGUGUUUUGCAUGGAGUACUUUGCCAAUAAUUUUGACUGGCUGGAGAACUGUCUUGGCCACGUAGAGGAUGACUACAUCCUUUUUGACUGUCCAGGUCAGAUCGAGUUGUACACUCACUUGCCUGUGAUGAAGCAGCUGGUGCAGCAGCUGGAACAGUGGGAGUUCCGAGUCUGUGGAGUUUUUCUUGUUGAUUCUCAGUUCAUGGUGGAGUCAUUCAAGUUUAUAUCCGGCAUCUUGGCAGCCCUGAGUGCCAUGAUCUCUCUAGAAAUUCCGCAAAUUAACAUCAUGACAAAAAUGGAUCUGCUGAGUAAGAAAGCUAAAAAGGAAAUUGAGAAGUUUCUAGAUCCAGACAUGUAUUCUUUGCUAGAAGAUUCUACAAGUGACUUGAGAAGCAAAAAAUUCAAAAAAUUGACUAAUGCUAUAUGUGGACUGAUAGACGACUACAGCAUGGUUCGAUUUUUACCGUACGAUCAGUCAGAUGAAGAAAGCAUGAACAUUGUGUUACAGCAUAUUGAUUUUGCCAUUCAGUAUGGUGAAGACUUGGAAUUUAAGGAGCCUAAGGAACAUGACGUUGAGUCUGCCUCUUUGUUUGAUGAAUAUUUUCAAGAACGCCAGAAUGAAUGAAGAGUUUGCUAAAACCUAACUCUGAUGUGUGAAGAACUGGUCAGAUGGGCAGACAUUCUUCUCCUUGAAGGAUACAGUAGUAGAAAGCUAUUUAUUUUCAUGGAAAAAAUGGUGCAGCAGCAUGCCUGAGUCAGGUUCUGAAACUGCUGCCGUGUAAAGUGGAACCUGUUAGUAUUAUUUUCACAGCAUCAAGUUAGAUUAAAAGUCAGAUGGGGGCCAGUGUUGCGGGACGGCAGGUUAAGCUGCUGCCUGUGAUGGUGGCAUCCUGUGUGAGCACUGAUUCAAAUCCCGGCUGCUCCACUUCUGAUCCAGCUCCCUGCUGAUGCACCUGGGAAAGCAGCGGAGGAUAGGCCAAAGUUUUUCCGGCCCCUGCCGCCCACAUAGGAGACCUGGAUGGAGUUCCAGGCCCCUAGCUUUGCCCUGCCCCAACUCAGGUGUUGCUGCCAUUUGGGGACUGAACCAGCAGAUGGAAGAUUGUCUCCCCCCCCCCCCCCCCGUUUGUCUCUGUAACUCUCUUACAAAUAAAUACAUAAAUCUUUAAUAAAUUAAUAAAAGUAAAUUGAAACCAAUGCACAUCGAUUUGUAUAUGAUGUAAAUUAGCAUCUGUGCUACAGUUAAGACCAAUCUAACUGAAGGGCAGGAAUGACAUGGGAAGAUGCAUGUAAGUGUGUUCUAAAGGGGAAGAAUGAUCUGGAAGGAUGUAGGUAAGACUGUUGCUUAUCUUUAUCCUCCUGGUUUCUUACAUUGAGAAUGUAGACGUGAGGUUUGUAGUCUCUGAGCACUUAAAAAACUUAGGCGUUGCUUGGGCAAUAACUAAUGCACGCACACAAAAAUGUAAAAAGCAUAAUUUUCUCGCCACAUUGAAUUGUUUGCUUUCAGUAUUUCUGAACUUCCUUGUGUUGCGUGCAAAAGCAGCCCCUUGGGAGUGGCCAGUCAGCCUGCUGCAGGCCAGGCCCCAGGAAAGCAAGUCUGAAUCAUUUGUUAGUUGAUGCCAGGCAUUGUGCUAAGAAGUGUUUUACAUAAUUCUUCCAUUGACUCAGAACAGGCCCAGGCUGUAUCCAUCAUUUGGUGACAGAUCUUUCAGCUGAUACAAAUUAAGGAAACCUGCAACUUCGGUUAAAUUUUUAAUCAUUCUUGGACCUAGAUGGCAGAAGUACACUUGCAUUGUUAAAUCUGAUCCAUUCUAACUGAAGAAGCAAAACGUGUGGGGCUCUAGGUGUCUGUGGCAGCUUGAUGUGCGGGGCUGGGACUGGGGGAGGAGUCAGGUGUCGGCAGCAAGCUUUGAGGGGUGAGCUGCCCUCACAAAGCCGAGCCAUCGCGGGGGUGUGGUGUGUGGGGCUGCUUGGGGGCGUUCCUGUGGCCCCGGGAGUGUGGAAGGGGUGCAGACACCCUGGUCUCCCAAACUGCUAAUCCCCCGCCCCAGUCCCAGCUGAAACAAAUUUAUUUCUCACAGUCCUGGAGGCUGGAAGUUUGAGAUCAAAGCGUUAGCCUUGGUUUCUUGGGAGGCCUCUUACAGACAGCCGUCUUCCUGUGACCUAGCGUCUUGCCUCCAUACGUCCCAGUGUUGCUGAUCUUAGAGCCUGUUGCCACACAGGAGAAGAAGAAGAAAAGAGGCGCAUUUUGACUGCCCGCGGGCUGCACGCCCUUCGUUUAGCUUCUAGAAUCUGGUAUGUGCUGUGGGCACGCUGGGAAGGGCCACAUUCCGCUGCCUCACCCUCUGCCCACUGAGCUGCGAAGAUGAACCUGACAGUUCAGUCCUGGGGUUUCACCGCCUCCCGGUGAGCCUGAUGUGACUUCCCACAAACGUACAGCGGUUUGUGGGUGCCAGGCCCCGGGGGUAGAAGGAGGCGGCUCAGGGCUGAUGGCCUGGUGGGUGAGACCAGGAACAAUGAAACUUGUGCUGAGGGACAGGAAGAAAACCGAGUGAAAUGGAGAGUGACUAAGGGGUGCUUGGCCUCUCCUCAGUGGAGAAAUCACGUUGGGCCGCGGGGCAGGGUUCUUCAGUAUGGGAGACUGGCAGGAGAAAUGGGCUUUUCCCAUGAACGGGUGAGACAAACCCGAGCUGUCCGCACGCUCCCGGCUUGUACACUCGGCGCUUUCGGCUCCUUGCAUCCUCCCAAAGCUUACACGGUAAGUACUGCUGCCUCCGUUUGCAAGUGGAAAUCACACAGAUCGCAGAUGUUGGAAACAGGACCAAAACCCACUGUCCACUUCUUCAGCCGCUGCGCGAAGAAUCGCAGUGCAGAGUGACAUGCAAAUCCCUUCUCUCCUGUGUCCGGGUCCCCCAUUUGUAAAAGCCGUGAUUUGGGCCGGCACCGCGGCUCACUAGGCUAAUCCUCCGCCUUGCGGCGCCGGCACACCGGGUUCUAGACCCGGUCGGGGCGCCGGAUUCUGUCCCGGUUGCCCCUCUUCCAGGCCAGCUCUCUACUGUGGCCAGGGAGUGCAGUGGAGGAUGGCCCAAGUGCUUGGGCCCUGCACCCCAUGGGAGACCAGGAUAAGUACCUGGCUCCUGCCAUCGGAUCAGCGCGGUGCGCCGACUGUAGCAGCCAUUGGAGGGUGAACCAACGGCAAAGGAAGACCUUUCUCUCUGUCUCAGUGUCCACUCUGCCUGUAAAAAAAAAAAAAAAAAAAAAAAAGCCGUGAUUUGGCUUCAUUCAUUUGCUCGACACAGUCCUUGGAGACACAGUCCUUGGAGGCUUGCUCCAUACCCUGACUGUAGGCGCAGGGGAUACAGCAGUGAGCCGAGCAAAAAACCCUCCCUUUCUGUACCAAAAGUAAGGGGAUCCUAAGAACUAAGGGAAAAGCGAGAGAGGCAGGGAGGUGGAGUGUGAUCAGGGAAUGCUCCACUGGAAAGAUGAGCUUUAAGGAAAAACAGGAUGCGACUAUCAAAUUCUGUUACCAAGAUCCACGCAUGCGCGACACGCAGAUCCGCUGCCUAGUGCUCGGGCGCCCUCUAGCGCCUCUUCAGGAGCGCGCAGCCACGGCCACCUGCGGAGGGAUUGGGAGGCCGGAAGUUCCUUGUUCUGCCUUUGCCCGCCCCUUCCGGCUCACUUCCGCCUACCGCGCCCUGGUUCCCACUCCGGAAGCGCCGCGCUCUAACCCGGACCUGCACCUCUCGGUUGAAACCCCGGGGCUGCCAAGAUGCCGGCGUAUCACUCUUCCCUCAUGGACCCUGACACCAAGCUCAUCGGAAACAUGGCACUGUUACCUAUCAGAAGUCAGUUCAAAGGCCCUGCCCCUAGAGAGAUUCUUUCAGAUGAGUCGAAUGCUGCUCCCUCGGAGGACUGCCGUGUGUCCGUGCUUCCCAGGCCGCAGCAGUGGUUUAACCUCGUCCUCGGGGAAGGCUGCUCCGGGAUCUUCGCUUUCAGCAGAGCAUCAGCCUGAAUCCUAAGCGCACUGCACAGCAUGACUGCUUGCUUCUCCCUUCUGAGUUCCAUUUCCUUGCGUUCCCUCUUGCACUUUGCCUGGCGAAACAUUUUUCACUGUUCAGAAAGCCCGGUCCUUUGGCAGUCGCUGCGGGAGAUUCUUUCUGGCGCAUUCGGAGACGUUCUGCCAGCGGUGUAAUUUGUUUUACAUUAGACCCAGAAAGGUCUGCAGCGAGUUCCGUUCGCGGUUUCCAGGACCCCGGUUAGAAGUAGCGGUUUUGUACGGGUUCCAUUGCCGCUUCUCUGCCAGAGUAUUUGACUUGACCUCUUCCUAAUUUAAUUUUGUUGUCGACACCAGUUGAAAGCUCAAUAAACUUAAUAAAUUUGGUGAGACACCGCA
Messenger RNA from Oryctolagus cuniculus (rabbit), 5040 nucleotides. It is a transcript of the gene GPN3, whose product is annotated as GPN-loop GTPase 3. Lineage: Eukaryota; Metazoa; Chordata; Mammalia; Lagomorpha; Leporidae. Gene Ontology annotation, molecular function: GTPase activity. The record is from RefSeq and is a predicted model, not a curated record.